UAACUAGAGUUGCAUACGAAGACGAAAAGCUUGCAUAAAAUUCUGCUUUAUCAGGAUUAAUUUAUUAGUCUCAUCCCAAGCUCCAUGAAGUUAAUGCAUACGCAGUGCAAGAAAUUUUCUAGUGCGCACAAACUAAUUAAAUAAAUACAGUUCUACUUUGUAAACAAAGUAAAAUAUACAAAACUCGGUGGAAAAUGAUUAAAAACUUUGUGAUUUCAGUUCUCGUAACAGUUUUGGUAAUAACAAUUUCCGGACAAACCUUGUGCAAAAUUGGGGAAGAACUCUGUGAUGGGACCUGUUUCAAACCAGAGAGACUGAAAUGCAUCAAAAUAAUAGGAAAUACAACGGGUCGUGGCUACACUCCCGUUACCAUCAAACUCUGUCGACAUGAAGAAUCCCUAUGCGCAAGAGAAGGUCAUAGCGGACAUUGGGCCCACUGUUACGACCCCACUUUUGAAGAGUGUCAUGUUGUCAGGAGUGACGCUAAGGUGUGUCCCAAAGGCAGUAAAUUGUGUGGAACGCACUCCGCUGCCUGUUUCAAUCCGGAACUUCAGGAUUGUCUCAAGGACGAGGAGAGCAACAAUAAUAGUUCUCAAGAGGUCCUUUGUCACAAGGGGCAGAAAGUUUGCGGAAGUUCGUGCUACUGGCCCGGAUUCUAUAAUUGCUUGCGACCGAAAAAGUAGAGUUGCAUGUUUAACUCUUCCUCGAUAUAGAAUUUAGCUGAAAAGUUGGAAAACUGGUAAAAAUUAUGUUAAUUAUAAGCUCCACAUAAGCAUUGUUAAUUUUGAAUCUGUAGAGUAAAUUUGGCGAAGAAAUAAAUAUAAUUCUAUUGAGUA
Molecule: messenger RNA, 836 nt
Organism: Folsomia candida
Lineage: Eukaryota; Metazoa; Arthropoda; Collembola; Entomobryomorpha; Isotomidae
Exons: 2
Coding region: 195-683 (162 amino acids)
Source: RefSeq, a predicted model, not a curated record